This is a messenger RNA of Sphaerodactylus townsendi, 2374 nucleotides long. RefSeq names its product solute carrier family 25 member 43 (gene SLC25A43). The record is from RefSeq and is a predicted model, not a curated record. The coding region runs from base 116 to 1114 and encodes 332 amino acids. Gene Ontology annotation, biological process: transmembrane transport. The transcript has 5 exons. NCBI's taxonomy places the organism in Eukaryota, Metazoa, Chordata, Lepidosauria, Squamata, Sphaerodactylidae.
CCGACGGCCUUGCGCAAAAGGAAGAAGGGCUGGGCUGCCAGUGAGCAGCGCCGGGCGCCCUCGACGCCGGUCGAUCCGCCCGCGGCUGGCAUGGUGCGGCCGCCGCCCGGGUGGCAUGGCGACCUGGAAACGGGACAGCCGUCUGACGGCGCUGCAGCGGUUCGGCUGCGCCGGAGUGGCCGGAGCCAUGAGCCUCAGCGUGGCGGCGCCGCUGGAAGUGCUGACCGUCCUGGCCCAGGUGGGCACUCGGCCCUCUCGCCCGGGGCUCUGGCGGACGGGGCGCAGCCUGUGCAGGGCCGAAGGCAUCGGCGCUCUUUGGAAAGGCAACCUCACGGCCUGCUUGCGGCUCCUGCCCUACAGCGUCCUGCAACUCGCCUCCUAUCGCAGGUUUGUCAUGCUGUUUGUGGAUGACUUGGGACACAUCUCCCAGUGGAGCUCAAUCAUGGCAGGUGGCUUGGCUGGCGUGGUGGCAGCUGUUGCGACUUAUCCAACUGAGGUCAUAAAAACGCGUCUCAUCGUGCAGGACCGAUUGAAGCCUUCCUACAAAGGAAUCCUCCAUGCUCUGUACCUGAUUUACCAUCAGGAGGGAGUUGUUGCACUUUAUCGUGGAGUUUCUCUGUCUGUAUUAGGGGCUAUUCCAUUUUCCAUUGGUUCCUUCCUUGUUUACACCCAUCUGGAUACAAUCUGGGGGGACCCCAGCCUCCGUUUCACUCCAUUACAAAACUUCAUCAACGGUUGCUUGGCAGCUGGUGUUGCACAGACUCUUUCUUUCCCCUUUGAAACUGUCAAGAGAAAAAUGCAGGCUCAGAGUCCUUGGCUCCCCCACAAUGGAGGCGUAGACGUCCAUUUUGCUGGCUUAGUAGACUGUUUUAAGCAGACGGUAAAGACUAAGGGAGUGCUUGCCCUUUGGAAUGGGCUCACUGCUAACUUACUCAGGGUUGUCCCUUAUUUUGGGGUUAUGUUCAGCACUUUUGAGUUCUGCAAGAGAGUCUGCUUGUAUCAAAACGGUUACAUUGAUUCACCUUUGAGCUACAAGUUAACACCAGGUGUGGAUCAGAGUUUACAACCCCGAGAGCUGCAAGAAUUAAAACUUCUUAAAAGAAGAAACGCUUAAGUCCCAAAAAGCAUUCUCUGGAACUUUGGAUGUUGCGAAAUGGACAUUGUGGGUUGUUUACCAGUCUUCAGUGGGGAAUAGAAGUGAAGACACUAGCUUAAAACCUCUUGUUUGUAAAACCAGCUUUCCACAAUUGAUGAUUCUCCAAUCCAGAUGCUGCUCAACAGCCACGAAUUGUGGCCUGGCAAGAGCUGGGCUCACUUUCCCUUUUUACAGUCCCAGGUAGAAUGCCACAUUAUGAAGCCUGUAAUGGGCCACUUUUUGUGGAUGCUGGUCUACAUUCCUUUGAGAUAUAAACUAUGCAGAUGAUUCUGUAAGCAGAUAGUGUGUGCCUGUUGUCAUAAAAUGACUACAAAUAGUGCAUCAGUCUUAUCUGCAGAAAAAGGCAACACUGAACACUUUUUCUAGAAACAUUGGAAUGGGAAAUUGAGGAUUGAAUACUUUGCUUUGAAAUAGAAAAUUUGUUAUUUAAAAAUAAAAGCAUACACAAAAAGAUAAUAAAAAACACAAACACUGAAAACAUGCUUGAAACUUCCUAUUUCUGAGAAUACAGUGUUUUUUUUUAAAAAAAACUUUAAAAGUCUUGCUUUUAAAGUGGGGGAAGACAAUCGGGAACUGUGGUAGUUGGAAAAUUUACAGGUGGAUUCUGCCCUUAGAUUUAAAGCACAUGGUGGAUUACCCACAAGAAGGAUGCAAAGGUAUGGUACCAUAAUGGAAUACUUAACAAACAUAAAACUCAGUGCACCUAGAAAACUAGCAUAGGGAGAAGGCUCACAGAAUCCUUGAAAAGCUAGCUUUCCACAAGUGGGGAGUUAAAGUGGAAAGAGGAAAAGUUAAUUAUGCAAUUUCAGCAGGGCUGUACCUUGUGAUGUUUUUGAAUGUGGGGGAUGGCUCUUUCAAGAGUAUUUUGUGGCAGAUCAUGCUAUACUUUUAUAUGCACUGCAGAGAGCAGAAAACUUGCUGCUGCAUCUGUAUAUGAAUUUUAAACUUAAGAGGACUUGCAGAAUGAGUCACUGCACUUUCGAUGAAAAUGCCAAAAUGUAUGGUAAAAUAAUUCCACCUCUUUCCGGUUCAUGGUAUAUUUCUGAACAUGUAUCCAUGAUUCACCAUAGGGAAAAAAGUAACUGUUUGUAUAUUUCAGCCAUUGUAGUUGUAUCCAUAUUCCUGUCAACAAUUGCACUUCCAGUCUUUGGAGUGUUUUUUGCUUUCUGUUUUGUCCAGAUGCAUUUGAUAUUAAACGUACCUUUCCCAGAUAACAAA